Messenger RNA from Penicillium diatomitis, 1281 nucleotides. RefSeq names its product putative oxidoreductase. The transcript has 2 exons. Bases 1 to 1281 code for a protein of 426 amino acids. NCBI's taxonomy places the organism in Eukaryota, Fungi, Ascomycota, Eurotiomycetes, Eurotiales, Aspergillaceae. The record is from RefSeq and is a predicted model, not a curated record.
AUGCCCAUUCCCAUCAUUGUGCAGGGCUUCCAGGAGGGCUUCGGGACGAUCCCAUACCUCUGGCCUGUCCUCAAGACCGCACCAUGGAUCCUCCUGCUUGCCGCUCUCAAGUAUUACUUUGGCGGCGCUCGCAACACCUCCGAGAGGUUAAUGCACUCCAAAGUGGUGAUGGUUACGGGUGGUACAUCUGGAAUCGGAGCGUGCGUGGUCCGCGAACUGGCAGCUCGCGGCGCCCAAGUGAUCCUGCUUACAAAACAACCUCCGUCUGAUCUUUUCCUCGUCGAAUACAUCGAAGAUCUUCGCCGCCUGACAAAGAGUCAAUUGAUCUACGCCGAACAAGUCGAUCUUUCCUCGCUGCACUCCAUCCGAACCUUUGCCACCAAAUGGAUCGAUAACAACCCUCCACGACGUCUAGACGCCGUCGUGCUCUGCGGCGGUGUUGCCGUACCCCGGGGUGCGCGCAAGAACACUAUCGAUGGAAUCGACGAAGAGUGGCAAGUGAAUUACCUUGCCAACUUCCACCUCCUGAGCAUUCUGAGCCCGGCGCUCCGUGUCCAGCCCGCCCACCGAGAUGUGCGCGUUGUCUUCGCUACCUGCUCCAGUUACAUCGGGGCCAAAUUCGACCUGGCCGUCGUCAAGAGAGAGCCGGGCGCAAUUGGAGGCCCAACUACCGUCUCUGUCAACAGCAAGGCCAAAGUCAAGACGGAUGUCCAUCGUCCGGCUUCGACAAAGGGCAUCUACGCCCUGAGCAAGUUCACCCUCAUGACUUUUGCGCACUCCUUCCAGCGCCAUCUGAACGCGUACAAGCGACCGGAUGGUCUUCCACCGUGCACUCGUGUUCUCGUCGUUGAUCCCGGUCUUUCCCGCACCCCAGGCACCCGCCGCUGGCUGACCGGUGGCUCCUUGUGGGGUCUUCUUCUCUACCUGCUUACCUGGCCACUGUGGUGGCUGGUCCUCAAGUCACCUGAUCAAGGUGCGCAGAGCAUCCUGUACGCCCUGAUGGAAGAGAACUACGGCCGGGGCGAGGGCGGCUGGAUGAUCAAAGAAUGUCGGGAAGUGGAUUGCGCACGACGAGAUGUCCGGGACGAAGACCUGGGCAAGCGAGUCUGGGAAUUCAGUGAGCAACAAAUCGAAGAGGCCGAGAAAGAAGGUGCGCUGAGGCGGGCAUUGGAGAAGAAAGAAAAGGAAGCCGCCGAGCAGAAGCAAGAAAAGAAGCAGACUGCCCCGGCCUCGAAUAAGGAAAAGAGUGCCGGAUCGCGGAGGAGUCGAAAGGCGAAAUAA